AUGAAAGGGGAAAUAAAUGGUUUGAAGACCUUGAUCUUGGCUGAAAAUUCUUCGACAUAUUACAUUCACUGCUUUGCUCAUCAACUUCAAUUAGCACUUGUUGCGGUAGCAGAAAAUCACAAAGAAGUUGGUGACUUUUUCACAACAGUCAAUAGAUCUUGCAAACGAGCUGACAUGGUUCGAGAUAGCCAAACUAGGAAGCUUGCGGAGGCUAUAGCUGUUAAUGAACAAGAAACUGGACAAGGACUGAAUCAAGAAAUGAGUCUCAAAAGGCCAGGUGAUACUCGUUGGGGUUCUUAUUAUGGUGCACUUCUCAAUUUUGAGCACUUGUUCUCUACUAUUAUUAAUGUGUUAGAGAGAAUCGAGGAUGAUCCAAGUACAGAACCAAAAACAGCGAGUCAUGCAUGGCGGAUGUUGAUUACAAUUCAAGAUUUCAGGUUUGUCUUCAUUUUGAAGUUGAUGAUUGAAGUGUUAGCAAUUACGAAUGAGUUGUCACUAGCAUUGCAAAGGAGAGAUCAAGACAUUGUAAAUGCUAUGAAACUUGUUCGUGUGGGAAAAACUAGAUUACAAGAGAUGAGAGAUCGAGGAUGGGAGUCUCUACUUGAGGAUGUUAUCUUGUUUUGCACUAAGGAAUCUGUUCACAUUCUUGGCAUGGAUGAUGAGUAUGUUCUUCCAGGACGGUCAAGGCGCAAGGCUCCACAGAUCACAAACUUGCAUCACUAUCAGGUUGAAUUGUAUUACUCUGUUCUUGAUAUGCAGCUGCAAGAGUUGAACAACCAUUUUGAUGAGGUGAAUACUAGGUUGUUGACUUGUAUGGCUUCUCUUAGCCUGGAGAAUGAGUUUUCUGCUUUUGACAGGGAGAAGCUGGUUAGUCUUACUCGAUUUUAUCCUACAGAGUUUGGUCAUCUUUCUGACUCUUUUCUUCUAAGGGACUUUGAGAAUUACUAUCAGUCUGUGAAGAAUGAUGAGUUAUUCCAUGGAUUAAAAGGAAUUGAUGAAUUGUGUCAGCUGAUGGUGAAGACAAAAGUGAAUAUAUCAUAUCCAUGGGUAUAUUUGCUUCUCAAAGUUGUAUUGACUUUACCGGUUGCAACUGCAAGUGUUGAAAGAGCCUUUUCAGCUUUGAGUUACAUCAAGAACAAGCUUCGGAAUCGACUAGGCGAUCAGUUUGUGAAUGAUUGUCUCGUAGGAUAUAUUGAAAGAGAUUUGCUGAAUACUGUAGACACGGAAUGUAUUUUAGAAUAUUUUCAGAAUAUGAAAACACGACGUGGAAUUUUGUUGUAA
This is a messenger RNA of Linum tenue, 1281 nucleotides long. Lineage: Eukaryota; Viridiplantae; Streptophyta; Magnoliopsida; Malpighiales; Linaceae. The record is from the annotation of a GenBank genome assembly.